GAGUUGCGAGAGAUUCCAGGCAGCAGAAGUGGGGGAGCCGUCGCAGCCGUCGCCACCGCAGCAGCAACAAGCCGCCGCAGCCGCCGGGACCAGCCCCAGCCUCCGCAAGCAGCAGCAGCGCCACCUCCGCACUCGGCAGCCUGCGGGGGCAGAGCCUGGAGGAAGCCCCCUCCGAAAAAUAUACAUAUAUAUUUUUUGCUUCCUUACCAUGCUCCACUGAACCCCGCAUGUGAACUGCCCGGUCCCCCUCACAAGUGCCCCUCUGGCCCUAAACCCCGCGUCCGCCCCGUCCAGAAUGGCUGCGGCCAAGGCAGAGAUGCAGCUGAUGUCCCCGCUGCAGAUCUCCGAUCCCUUCGGCUCCUUCCCUCACUCCCCCACCAUGGACAACUAUCCUAAGCUGGAGGAGAUGAUGCUGCUGAGUUCGGGGGGGCCCCAGUUCCUUGGCGCCGCUGGCGGACCUCCUGAAGGCAGUGGUGGUGGGGGAGGUGGAGGAGGAGGCAGCAGUAGCAGCAGUAGCACGGGUGGUUUCAAUCCCCAAGGGGAAGCCGGCGAGCAGCACUUCGAGCACCUGGCUGCAGACACUUUUCCUGACAUCCCACUGAACGCGGAGAAGGUGCUGUCGGAGACAAGCUACCCUAAUCAGCCCACCCGAUUGCCCCCAAUUACCUACACUGGCCGAUUCUCCUUGGAGCCAGCCCCCAACAGUGGCAACACUCUGUGGCCAGAGCCACUUUUCAGCCUGGUCAGUGGACUUGUGAGCAUGAGCAACCCACCGGCCACCUCUUCAGCAGCCCCAUCUCCAACGGCCUCCUCUGCCUCUUCCUCACAGAGUCCCCCACUGAGCUGUGCAGUCCAAUCCAGUGAGAGUAGCCCCAUCUACUCAGCAGCUCCCACAUUCCCAACUCCCAACUCUGAGAUUUUUCCUGAGCCACAAAGCCAGGCCUUCCCUAACUCAGGCUCAGCUCUCCAGUACCCACCACCUGCUUAUCCCAGCUCUAAGGGCAGCUUCCAGGUGCCCAUAAUCCCAGACUAUCUGUUCCCACAGCAGCAGGGUGAGUUGGGCUUGGUCCCACCAGACCAGAAACCCUUCCCAAGCUUGGAGAGCCGAACCCAGCCUUCCCUCACCCCACUGUCCACCAUCAAGGCUUUUGCCACACAGACUGGCUCCCAAGAUAUGAAGACCCACAACACCACCUAUCAGUCUCAGCUUGUCAAGCCAAGUCGCAUGCGCAAGUACCCUAACAGGCCCAGCAAGACGCCUCCCCAUGAGCGCCCCUACGCCUGCCCUGUGGAGUCCUGUGACAGGCGCUUUUCUCGUUCGGAUGAGCUGACUCGCCAUAUCCGAAUCCACACAGGCCAGAAGCCCUUCCAGUGCCGCAUCUGCAUGAGAAAUUUCAGCCGAAGUGACCACCUCACCACUCACAUCCGUACUCACACUGGAGAGAAGCCCUUUGCCUGUGACAUCUGUGGGAGAAAGUUUGCUCGAAGUGAUGAGCGCAAGAGGCACACAAAGAUUCACCUUCGACAGAAAGAAAAGAAAGCAGACAAGGGUGUCCCAGCCUCUGUGGCAUCUUCUUCCCUCUCUUCAUACCCAUCCCCUGUCACUACCUCCUACCCAUCCCCUGCUACCACUUCCUACCCAUCUCCAGUACCCACCUCCUAUUCUUCUCCUGUGUCAUCAUCCUACCCCUCUCCAGCGCACAGUGGCUUCCCCUCACCCUCUGUGGCUACCACGUACUCCUCUGUCACCCCUGCCUUUCCACCCCAAGGCAUUACCAGCUUCCCCUCCUCAGCCGUCACCAACUCCUUCAGCGCAUCAACAGCGCUUUCGGACAUGACGGCCACAUUUUCUCCCAGGACAAUUGAAAUAUGCUAAAAAAAAAAAAAAAGCAACCAAAAACCCCCUACAUAAGACUCAACUGGGACAGGAGGGGAAGAUGGCCAGGUGGAGGAGGGGAGGACUCUUAUACCUUAAAAGAGUUCUGACCCUGUUCCCCAGUCCCCAAAGUAUGAGUGGGGAAUAUUCACCAAUAACCCUUUCUACCCUGUUUCCCUUUCUCAUCAUCCCUUAUUACCCUCUGACUUCAGCUGCCUGAAACAACCAUGUCCAAGUUCUUCACCUUCUACUCAAAGGACUUGACUUGCAUGGAUUUUGGAUAUAUCAUUUCAGUCUCAUUUCCAUCAUUGCCCUCCCCGUCUUCCCUUUGAUGCUAGAAAAUUGAGUUGGUAAGAUGGGGAAACUGAGCUUUGAAGCUCAGACCCUUUCCUUUUUGCCCCUGUACAGUGUCCGUGCCAUGGAUUUUGUUUUUCUUGGGGUACUCUUGAUGUGAAGACAAUUUGCAUAUUCAUAUUGUAAUUAUUUGGAGUUAGGGCCUCAUUUUGUUUAAGGGGAAAAAAAGACAAAGAAAAAAGUUGAGCAAUGGUGAUUCUUUUUUUUUUGUGAGAUGCUGUGAUGAUGAGUUUGAAGCUUCUUUUUGAAACAGCAAUUUUUAGGUAUUAAUCAGCAUGUGUCAGAGUGUUGUUCCGUUUACUUUGUAAAUAUCAAACCAACUUGUACUCUCACAUGUGGCAAAAAAGGUUGUUUUUCUUUUUCCUUUGGAGGUUCCCCCCCCCCUUAUUUUGUUUUCAAAGUUCCAUGUCUUGGUGCCUUUUUGUGUGAAUGCCUCGCUGACGCCUUGACACGUACAGUUGUGUAAGAAUGAGUAUUAUGCCCACCUCUGGCCUUAAGGGGGUGGGGGAGGCAGGGAAAGACGAUUCCAGGGAGGCUUUGGGAGCAAGAACGGGAAAGAGGGCUGAGCUCCGCUUUCAUUUCUCCGGAAUGUAAGCAGCAAAAAACAAAAACUAAACUAAAUCUGAACUCUCAAAAGUCUAUUUUUGUAACUGAAAAUGUAAAUUUCUAAAUAUAUUCAGGAGUUGGAAUGUUGUAGUUUACCUACUGAGUAGGCAGCGGAUUUUUUGUAUGUUAUGAACAUGCAGUUCAUUAUUUUGUGGUUUUAUUUUUACUUUGUAAUUGUGUUUGCUUAAACAAAGUGACUGUUUGGCUUAUAAAACACAUUGAAUGCGCUUUACUGCCAAUGGGAUAUGUGGUGUAAUAUCCUUCAGAAAAUUAAAAAGAAAAUAAAGAAC
Messenger RNA from Dromiciops gliroides (monito del monte), 3126 nucleotides. It is a transcript of the gene EGR1, whose product is annotated as early growth response 1. Gene Ontology annotation, biological process: regulation of transcription by RNA polymerase II. The transcript is spliced from 2 exons. Gene Ontology annotation, molecular function: DNA-binding transcription factor activity, RNA polymerase II-specific; RNA polymerase II cis-regulatory region sequence-specific DNA binding. NCBI's taxonomy places the organism in Eukaryota, Metazoa, Chordata, Mammalia, Microbiotheria, Microbiotheriidae. The record is from RefSeq and is a predicted model, not a curated record. Bases 296 to 1876 code for a protein of 526 amino acids.